AUGAAUGCUAUAAACUGGUCAUGCUAUGAACAACAAUGUUUAGCAAGUACAUUAUCGUUAACAGAUGUACGAAAAAAAUUAUUUCCCACGAAGAGUGAAAUAGAUCGUGGACCAGUAUUAAGUGAAGACAAAUAUACACCAAAAACAUUAGAAGGCAAUUGGUUCGAGCAUAGAGCAGUUUAUAUACCCCAAUCUGAUGAUUGGAGAAGUUUAUACGAAAUAGAUUAUAAAUCUCAUGUUAAUAAAACUUGGGAAAUAAAUCAAAAUACAAAAUGGAAUAAUAAAUUUAAUCUUGAGGUAUAUAAUGAUGUCCAAAAAUCAUACUAUAAAUGAAUAUAAUACAAUUAUUUUAAUAUUAUAUUGAUGUUUUAUAAAAUGUAUAUUUUUUGUAUUUGGAGACAGAGGAAAUGGAUUCCUGAACAGGAUCUUAUGAAAAGUUUUGGUACAUUAACACAAUUUGGACUAAGAGAUAUAUUGAAAGAAGAGAUAUACAAGAACUCAAAGGAAGGAAUAGCGAAAUGUCAAUGGUGGAGUACUUAUAGAGAAGAAAUUGGACUUUUAAAACCAGUAAAUUUUGAACGAAAUAUUCAAUUCAAUAGACGAAAAGUCAAUUUUAAUGUACCAGAUCUUAAGCAUUUUAAACGCAAAUUAUCAGAUAUUGAACAGUGCUUAAUUCCAUUGAAAAUACAAAAUUCACAGUCAAAUGCUCAAGAUGACAAAUCAAAAAAAUGA
Habropoda laboriosa is the source of this 732-nucleotide messenger RNA. RefSeq lists its product as uncharacterized. The record is from RefSeq and is a predicted model, not a curated record. The transcript has 3 exons. NCBI's taxonomy places the organism in Eukaryota, Metazoa, Arthropoda, Insecta, Hymenoptera, Apidae.